AUGAUCUCAUUCUCCUCUGUUACUCUGUCUCUCUCCAUCUUCCUAUCAGGCUACCUCACCUCCAUCUGCGCAACGCCUCCUACCACAACCCAGCGAUCCCCCUACGAAACCGACCGCAUCCGCAUCAUCACAGGCGACUUUGCCAUCAACGCAAGCCGCGCCGUCGUCAUCAUCAGCGCUUACCAUGCGCUCAUCGCCCUCAUCUACCAAUCCAACACCAGUAGCAGCAUUCUGCCCGCCAUCUGCCCUCACCCCGAGAAUCUCAACCCAGAGACCCUUACCUGGAGUCCGACGGCGCUUCUCUCCCUCCUCGCCAUCGCCGCCGGCUCCGCCAUCCGCCUCUCGGCGUUUGGGGGCCUAGGUCGGAAUUUCACGUUUUAUCUCGCGGUGCCGGAUCGAUUGGUUACGGACGGUGUAUAUGCGCAUGUUCAGCAUCCGAGUUAUACGGGGUUAGCCCUGGUGGGGCUGGGAUGUGUUGGUCUGUGUGGUCGGUGGGACGGGGCAGUAGGAGCGUGCGCAUUGAGUAAGGAUGUGAUUGAGAGGCUUGAUGGAUGGGGCAUGAUGGUGAUAGGGGCGUUGGGGACGGUAGCUGCGAUGGUCGUAGGGAUGAGGGUACGGGAUGAGGAGAGGAUGCUGCGGGAGAAAUUUGGGAGGGAGUGGGAGGGGUGGCAUGCCAGGACGGCGAGUGUAGCUGUCAUCGGAGUUGGUCCGGUGGAGUCUCGUGCUCCCAGCGAUCACUUCCCCUUCAACUCUGCCACAUCAUCCCGCUUCUCCUCACCCAUCCUCGUCCGUCCUCUGCUUGGUUUAUUUCCCAUCAAUUGGAUCGAUAGCAACAUGGGCAUCUUCAGUCGCUUCCUCAAGCUGACCACCAUCGGAGGCGCCGCCACGGUCGGCGGGUUCUUCUGGUACACGCGCAACGACGUCUUCGUGCCGCUGCCUCUAUCCGAUCGCAUCUUCCAUUCCGCCCGCUUCAACGCCCUCAAUCCCCUGCGCAACCCCACAACCCACGAUCUAUGCAUCCGCCGAGUCCCCUUAUCAGACAUUGACCCCACCCUCCUCGAAAAGAAGGGAAAACUAGUCGAGGCAUUCUGCGCCGGAGUCUGGAGCGGCUGGGGCUACGCAUUCCAACGCGCCUACCUCGCUCGCAAAUAUCAAGGCCCCGAAACCGCCAACCAGCUAUGGUCCCGCUCCGAGCUGCGCUCCUCCACCUACGAACCCGGCACCCUGAUCACGGACCACUUCGAGGUCGUCGAGAAGACCCCCAACCGCAUCGUCGUGCGGUGCGGGGCAUCCCCGCGCGUGCAGGAGGUCCGCCCCUCCGACGGCCUGUUUGAGAUGUCGGUGGAUGUGAAGCCCGACGAGGGCGUGGCCGAGUUUGGGCUCAAGAGCUGUUUCUUCCAGGGGCUGGGAAAGGCCGAGGCGCAGCCGAUGCCGCCGCAUAUUGUGUGGUUGCAUCAGCAGUAUACUAAGUUGUGGAUGGAGACGGCGAUUCGGAAUGUUUUGCGGUGA
Messenger RNA from Aspergillus udagawae, 1509 nucleotides. RefSeq names its product methyltransferase family protein. Bases 1 to 1509 code for a protein of 502 amino acids. Lineage: Eukaryota; Fungi; Ascomycota; Eurotiomycetes; Eurotiales; Aspergillaceae. The transcript is spliced from 3 exons. The record is from RefSeq and is a predicted model, not a curated record. Gene Ontology annotation, cellular component: endoplasmic reticulum; membrane. Gene Ontology annotation, molecular function: protein C-terminal S-isoprenylcysteine carboxyl O-methyltransferase activity. Gene Ontology annotation, biological process: C-terminal protein methylation.